This is a messenger RNA of Cannabis sativa, 627 nucleotides long. RefSeq lists its product as uncharacterized. The record is from RefSeq and is a predicted model, not a curated record. The transcript is spliced from 2 exons. Bases 1 to 627 code for a protein of 208 amino acids. NCBI's taxonomy places the organism in Eukaryota, Viridiplantae, Streptophyta, Magnoliopsida, Rosales, Cannabaceae.
AUGAAUGUUGCCGUUGCACAAUAUCUUGAGGAAAUUGGAUUUGAAAAAUGGGUUCGAUCGUACUUUCUAGGGGUACGUUACAAUGUAAUAACGAGCAAUUGGGCUAUAGCAUUCCUGAGGUCCAAAGUCCAACAGUGGUAUGCUACACGAAAAGAAAAAGCUGAAAAGUUGACGAAGACCCUAUCACUAGAAAUGGAGGAGGACUUGGCAUUGCAAUUUGAAAAAUCACGGAAUUUGGAUGUUGACACAUGUGGACCUUACACGUUUUUGUUCCAGUGCAUGAGGUUUUCUUGUCCUCAUGCAUGUGCUGCAACUCAGCAACGAAGUAUUAACAUGUACGCACUAUGCUCGCCAUAUUACACAACAGAAUAUUGGAGGAGCACAUAUGAAGGUACAAUUAUGCCAGUUGGUGACGAGGAUGAUUGGGAAUUACUUGAUGACAUAAAGAACAUGACAGUUGGAGUGCGUGUUGAGAAGCAACCAGUAGGGCAACCCAAGAAUCAAAAGGUUGCAAGAAUUAAGUCAAAAAGAACUGCUUGUAAUGGUGAAAGGAUUAUUAUACCACGAAAUUGUGGCAAGUACGGUGCAAAGGGGCACAACAGAAGCACUUGCACCUACCGAGGUUAA